CUCGCAACGGCGAUGAUGACAACGGUGUGGAUGACAUGAUCGCUGAGGCCCCACAAUUUUUCCUCUUCUUCUUUGUCGCCACUUUUUCGGUUCUUUCCCUCGCUCCCCCAUUUCUUUUCUGGAAGCAGGUCAGAUUCUAGGUCGACCGGUUCUCAUGGCCCCUUGGUUCCCGCUGUCUGUGCUCACCGCAGCUUCCAUCAUUGUCAUCAUCACCACUGUGCAAGAGUGCAUGCGACCUCCUGCGUCUGCCUGCUGCUCAUUCACAUGGAAUGAAUUAGCAAACUGGCCUCUCAUUGUGCAGCCUGUAGGACUCGAGGAAAUGGCCGAAUUAUCGACCAUCUAUCCAGAGAGUUAGGAUUCCUCUUCGGGGAUUACGGAGUGUGCUCUGGGGGAGUUUGAUUUGUCGUAGGGUCGGGGGUUCAGCUGUUAUUUCGCCGACUGUCGGGAAUCAGCUUGUCUUCACUGCGAAGUGAUGCAUGUAGAUUCCAAGCAGGGAAACGAUCUGCAAUCAAAGGGUUCCUGUCUUCGACGCUGAUCUGUAGUCGACUACAGAACCAAGUGAAGUGUGCGGGUUUGCGCAUCGAGCGACAUCUGGUUGAGCACAAGUUUUGAUCAACAAUUGGUGCAGAUCAUUAUUCAUCGCAACCCUGGAAAUAACUUCGCGAGACUUGGUCAUUUGUGAUUUUCAAUAUUAUCCAGGUUUGGAACAUCUUCAAUCAGAGGUGGUGGGUUGUCUUCGAAUUUCCCCAACGCCGGUUUUUUUAGAUAGAACAUAGGUACCGCCAGAGAAGGACAAGUGGCACGGAGGUUUCGCUAGAGAAGUCGCAAAGAGAUCUUGUCACGAGAACUUGGAAAUUUUAGUGUUUCGGUACCACGGAAGCCUCCUCUGUUGAAGUAAUUCCUCACAGAGCGAAGAGCCUUGAUUAGAAUCACCGGGAGCUAUUAUCUCUGGAGUGCUGGCUUUGAGAAUAUCAAUCUCCGCGGUGGGCGCACCCUCGAUUUUACAUCCCCUUGUAUUCUCCCAUUUUGAUGUCUUGCUGAGUGAUACUGUAGGAUACCUAGAAUAGAUCAGUGUUCGCAAGUACCAAUGUCACUACUUGAAGUCGUUCGAUGUACGUCUCAAGGACACAGUCAGGAGGUUGUAGCAGGAUUUUAGUGGUAAAGUUAGUAAUGCUCAAUGUGCGUAUAUGAUCCACUCCAGCCCCUCGUUAUGCGUUAACAGGAUCGUAGGAGCAUCGGAACGAGUUCGGCUCGGAGAGUUAGGUGUACUUCAUAAACCUAGCAUCUGGAGACACUUAUUUGAGGAGUUCCGUGGAUCAUCGUAGUGAUUGAAGGAGCGUUGUUUUGUUCUGUCGCGUGGUUCUUCAGUUUGGAACGUUGCUGCCAAAUGUUUUAUGCUUUGGCACGUCUUUCCCAAUCUGGAUAUGGAGAUCGAGGUGAUGUAACUCGUCUAAGCGCGGGUAUUGCAUCAGGUAAUUUGCACGCCAUUCUGGGAUAAGUUAAGAAGUAGGCAUGAAGUGGCUGAAGAGAUUACUAGGCCACUCGGAAUAUCGUCAAUAUGGCGAUAACGAAUAUUACGAGUACCCUAGAAAUGGCGUCUACCUACACGAGUCAUCGAACUCAUCAUCAAACAGUUCUGGAUGGCGAGAAAGCAGACAAUUUGAAGUAGACACCAUCAGUACCCGUUCAUGGCGAGGCCCUUGUGUCUUCGAGCAGGAUCCACAUUCCGUCGACAAGUACCAGGACAUGUACUCAAGACGGGGCACGAACCAUCCCUACCGAGAGAGCAGGCAAUUGUACGAGAAUGAAGAAUAUUCACGUGAUACCAGCAGAUAUGUUAGCCAAUACGGAGGGACGACCGAGAUAUACAAUCCUGCAAGUGGAGGAUUUAAAGAAUACGACCAUGGCAGAGUUAACCCUGAGACUCCAGUUUAUGAUAAUAGAAGGUAUAGGACAAUGAACUACGAGGAUCACGACGCUAGGAGUGAUGCUUUAGCAAGGGCGAUGCAAGACACCCUGAGCCUUGAACGGUAUCCAGCUUCAUAUGGUGCUCCUGGUGUUGCGCCUGCCCCGAAUCCAAUGGCGGCUCGGGCAACUGGGUCUGUAGGAUUGGCGACGUGUGCUGGUUGCCAUCGCACCCUUGGAUUCGGUAGGUUUUUGACGUGCCUCAACCAGAAUUGGCACCCAGCUUGCUUUUGCUGCCGAUACUGCCUUCAGGGGAUCGUGGAUAAGGAGUUCUCCGUGCAUGGAAAUGACCCCUACCAUCGGGACUGUUAUAAAAAGCUUUUCCAUCCCAAGUGUGAGAUCUGCUAUAAUCAUAUUCCUUUGAAUCCUAAAGGACAAAUUGAGUACCGUUCACACCCUUUCUGGAACCAGAGGUACUGUCCGUCCCAUGAACUAGAUGGAAGCCAAUGUUGCUGCAGUUGCGAUCGCAUCCAGCCAGUGGAUCAACGGUAUCGACGCUUGCCAGAUGGUAGGAAGGUGUGCUCGGAAUGCAUGGAUUCUGCAGUGAUGACCACCAAGGACUGUCAACCACUCUAUCGAGACGUUCUAAAAUUCUACAGAAACCUUGGCAUGCCCAUCGAACAAGAAAUUUCGAUGCUUCUGGUGGAGCGGGAGGCCCUCAACCAUGCUCGUGAAGUUGAAGAGGGAGGACACACUCACGCCCCGGAAACUCGAGGUCUGUGCUUGUCGGAAGAGCAAAUUCUCCCUGUCUUGGAACAUGAUGGAGAAAUGAGGAAAUUAACACGGCAUUGCGAGGUCACAGCCAUUCUUGUUCUAUAUGGUUUACCUAGAUUGUUAACAGGGUCUAUCCUGGCUCACGAACUGAUGCACGCAUGGAUUCGUCUCGACGGAAGAUAUCCGAAUCUAGACAACGACGUAGAGGAGGGUAUCUGUCAAGUGAUCGCACACAUGUGGUUGAAGUCGGAGCUUGAAACUCUCAUGCGAACUGGGGUGUCAUUGGUCAUCAAACGACUAGGAGAAUUUUUCCUCCACCAAAUCGAAACUGACUCAUCACCUAUUUACGGUGACGGUUUCAGAACUGCUUCCGCUGCAGUUUCUUCUCAUGGCCUAACACGAACACUGCAUCACUUGAGGCAAACUGGUGAGAUACUUCAUUAAAAUCGAUCUAAUUGUUAAACACUUCUUAACAAUCUGUUGUACACGUGAUUCUUCUUGUAGUUUCCGGAUGACAGCUAUUGUUGCUAUUUCCGGAAACAUAACUCGUUUUUUGAAAUUCUGGGUUAUUAUAUAGGAAGAUGUGUGUGAUAUUCCAUCCAUAUACAAUCCAUAUUGAAUCCAUAUACAUCUUGGUUGUUAUUAUUCUAAGACAUGUUAUUUUUGUUUGAGCCUGAAAUUCCACGAUUUUAUUCUUUA
This is a messenger RNA of Physcomitrium patens, 3378 nucleotides long. Lineage: Eukaryota; Viridiplantae; Streptophyta; Bryopsida; Funariales; Funariaceae. The record is from RefSeq and is a predicted model, not a curated record.